AUGGGGGGUUUAGGGAAAACAACUGUGGCUAAGAGAAUUUUCAACGAUGAACAUAUCAAGACACACUUUGAAAAGAGAGUUUGGUUGUCUCUGCCUGAAAUGUCAGAAACGAAGAGCUUUCUUCAACUAAUCCUCGAAUCCUUGACAAAGAGGAAAGUUGAGGUCCAAAACAGAGACAUAAUAGUCAAGAUGCUACAAGAAGAACUGGCAGGAAGAAAGUACUUGCUUGUCCUGGAUGAUUUAUGGCGUGUUGACUCUACAUUGUGGGUGGAGUCCACAGUAGCAGCAGCAGGUCCUCAUAAGUUGGAAAAAUUAGAGAAGAUCAUUGUUAGUCCAUUUUCAAACAAAAAGCGUUUGUUGAUGUGGAAAUUCCAGAGGAAAUAG
Solanum pennellii is the source of this 384-nucleotide messenger RNA. Its product is annotated as putative disease resistance protein RGA4. Gene Ontology annotation, molecular function: ADP binding. The record is from RefSeq and is a predicted model, not a curated record. The transcript has 2 exons. Lineage: Eukaryota; Viridiplantae; Streptophyta; Magnoliopsida; Solanales; Solanaceae. Bases 1 to 384 code for a protein of 127 amino acids. Gene Ontology annotation, biological process: defense response to fungus.